GCAUUUCUCUCUAUGGUUCGAGCUCGCUUGCCGCUCUGCGCCUGCGUGCUGCUAGUUCGAGUCCCCGUUUUCCCCCGCGCGUCCUCCUUGCCUUCAGCUCGUCCUGAGAGGUUCAUGGCGGCCUCCUCUGGGUCUGGGGACAGGAGCAAGGCCUUAGAGCUGCUGCGGGCCUUGCCCAGGGUCAGCCUCGCCAACCUACGGCCGAACGAUGGUGCCAGGCACCCGGAACGGAGACGACGUGGGUUGCAUGGAGGUGGGAAAUGUGGCCGAGGUCACAAAGGUCAAAGGCAAAGAGGGACCCGCCCUCGUUUAGGCUUUGAGGGAGGCCAAACUCCAUUUUAUCUGGUUAUUCCAAAAUACAGCUACAAUGACGGACACAGCCUCCGGUAUCAGUAUCCACCCCUCAGUCUCAAAAGACUGCAGUACUUGAUUGACUUAGGUAGAGUUGAUCCUACACAACCAAUAGAUCUAACACAGCUAGUAAAUGCAAGAGGUAUAACAAUACAACCACGAAAAAGAGAUUAUGGUGUUCAGUUGGUGGAGGAGGGUGCUGAUAUCUUCGCAGCAAAACUAAAUAUUGAAGUGCAGAUGGCAUCUGAGCUAGCCAUUGCUGCUGUUGAAAAAAAUGGUGGUGUUAUUACUACAGCUUUUUAUGACCCAAGGAGUUUGGAUGUUCUUUGCAAGCCAGUACCUUUUUUCCUACGAGGCAAACCAAUUCCAAAGCGGAUGCUUCCUCCUGAAGAUCUUGUUCGUUACUAUACAGAUCCUAGAAACCGUGGGUAUCUAGCAGAUCCAUCAAAGAUUCCAGAAGCCAGGUUGGAACUUGCUAGAAAAUAUGGUUAUGUCUUACCAGAUAUUUCAAAAGAUGAACUCUUUCAAAUGCUGAGCAAACGGAAGGACCCUAGACAGAUUUUCUUUGGCCUUGCUCCAGGUUGGAUAGUAAACAUGUCUGAAAAGAAAAUUCUAAAACCAACUGAUGAGAACUUGUUAAAAUAUUAUAGCUCAUAAAUGGUCAAAUUGGAGAUGACUGCUAAGAUUUACAAUAACUCAGUGUAUUAAAUAAAAACGUGUUUUUGUUUCCAGAUAAAGUGACAGUACAAAUAAAAUACUGACUGUACAAUG
Molecule: messenger RNA, 1122 nt
Organism: Hemicordylus capensis (graceful crag lizard)
Lineage: Eukaryota; Metazoa; Chordata; Lepidosauria; Squamata; Cordylidae
Gene: MRPL15
Product: mitochondrial ribosomal protein L15
Exons: 5
Coding region: 13-1008 (331 amino acids)
Biological process (GO): translation
Cellular component (GO): mitochondrial large ribosomal subunit
Molecular function (GO): structural constituent of ribosome
Source: RefSeq, a predicted model, not a curated record